AUGGCAGACAGACUUGCUCAAAUCUAUGGAACAGAAAAAGAUAAGGUUAACUGUUCUUUUUACAACAAAAUCGGUGCAUGUCGACAUGGCGACAAGUGUGCGCGACAUCAUAUCAAGCCAUCCUACUCGCAAACUAUCAUCUGUCGCAACAUGUAUCAGAACCCCGAAAAUGAGCCAAACAACCAUUUGACGCCAGAGGAGAUGAAACAGCACUUUCUGGCUUUCUAUGAAGACUUAUUUUGUGAGUGUGCACUCUUUGGAAAAGUCGAAGAAAUGGUAGUCUGUGAAAAUAACAAUGACCAUUUAGCAGGAAACGUGUACGUGCGCUUCAAAUAUGAAGAGGAUGCAGCUAAAGCCUGUGAAAAGUUCAAUAACCGAUGGUAUGACAAGCGACCAAUAUACUGUGAACUUUCACCAGUCACAGACUUUAGUGAAGCCUGUUGUCGCCAACACGAAACAAAAGAUUGCAAACGCGGAGGAUUUUGUAAUUUUAUUCAUGCUAAACGUCCUCCGCGUGAGUUUUUGCGCGAACUCCAACUUGAGCAGCUCCGCAGCUUGAAAGACAAAGGUAAAACUGAUGAUCUCAACGAUAGUGACUCUGAAUCCGAUUCAGAGUUUCGUUCGCGCCGACGACGAUGA
This is a messenger RNA of Magnusiomyces paraingens, 639 nucleotides long. RefSeq lists its product as uncharacterized. NCBI's taxonomy places the organism in Eukaryota, Fungi, Ascomycota, Dipodascomycetes, Dipodascales, Dipodascaceae. The record is from RefSeq and is a predicted model, not a curated record. Gene Ontology annotation, molecular function: metal ion binding; pre-mRNA 3'-splice site binding. Gene Ontology annotation, cellular component: U2AF complex; spliceosomal complex. The transcript has 2 exons. The coding region runs from base 1 to 639 and encodes 212 amino acids. Gene Ontology annotation, biological process: mRNA splicing, via spliceosome.